AUGAAGAAGACGGAUAGGAAAGUUGAGAUAACUUUAAAGAACACCGACAUCCUUGGUUUUAUCCGGAAGGCUAUAAAGAGGGUGGCUUUGAGCCCAACUCUAAUAGUGCCUUCCCGGAUCAUUGGAGAUGGAGCCAACUCCACUGUCCUGCUGGUGUCCGUCUCUGGCAGUGUGGUGCUUGUGGUCAUUCUCAUUGCGGCUUUCGUCAUCAGUCGUAGACGGAGUAAGUACAGCAAAGCGAAACAAGAAGCCGAUGAAGAGAAACAUUUGAAUCAAGGUGUUAGAACUUAUGUGGAUCCCUUUACCUACGAAGACCCCAACCAGGCAGUUCGAGAAUUUGCCAAAGAAAUCGAUGCAUCCUGCAUUAAAAUUGAAAAAGUCAUAGGAGUCGGUGAGUUUGGAGAAGUGUGCAGUGGGCGUCUCAAAGUGCCAGGCAAGAGAGAGAUCUGUGUGGCCAUCAAGACUCUGAAAGCUGGUUAUACUGACAAGCAGAGGCGGGACUUCCUGAGCGAGGCCAGCAUCAUGGGACAGUUUGACCACCCAAACAUAAUCCACCUGGAAGGCGUUGUCACCAAAUGUAAACCAGUAAUGAUCAUAACGGAGUACAUGGAGAACGGCUCCUUGGAUGCAUUCCUCAGGAAGAAUGAUGGCCGAUUUACAGUCAUUCAGCUGGUGGGCAUGCUCCGUGGCAUUGGGUCUGGGAUGAAGUAUUUAUCUGAUAUGAGCUAUGUGCACCGAGACCUGGCUGCUAGGAACAUCCUGGUCAACAGCAACUUGGUCUGCAAGGUGUCUGAUUUUGGCAUGUCCAGGGUGCUUGAGGAUGAUCCCGAAGCAGCCUAUACUACCAGGGGCGGCAAGAUUCCUAUCCGGUGGACUGCACCAGAAGCGAUUGCCUAUCGGAAAUUUACAUCAGCCAGUGAUGUCUGGAGCUACGGAAUCGUUAUGUGGGAAGUGAUGUCGUAUGGAGAGAGACCGUACUGGGAUAUGUCCAAUCAAGAUGUGAUUAAAGCCAUCGAGGAAGGCUACCGGCUCCCCCCACCCAUGGACUGCCCCAUUGCCCUCCAUCAGUUGAUGCUGGACUGCUGGCAGAAAGAGAGAAGCGACAGGCCGAAGUUUGGGCAGAUCGUCAACAUGUUGGACAAACUCAUCCGCAACCCCAACAGCUUGAAGAGGACAGGGCCAGAGAGUUCCAGACCAAACACAGCCCUGUUGGACCCCAGUUCCCCUGAAUUCUCGGCUGUAGUAUCAGUGGGCGACUGGCUGCAGGCCAUCAAAAUGGACCGGUAUAAGGAUAACUUCACAGCCGCCGGGUACACCACGCUAGAAGCUGUGGUUCACAUGAACCAGGAGUAA
This is a messenger RNA of Peromyscus eremicus (cactus mouse), 1353 nucleotides long. RefSeq names its product EPH receptor A4 (gene Epha4). Gene Ontology annotation, cellular component: neuron projection. Lineage: Eukaryota; Metazoa; Chordata; Mammalia; Rodentia; Cricetidae. The record is from RefSeq and is a predicted model, not a curated record. Gene Ontology annotation, molecular function: ATP binding; protein binding; transmembrane-ephrin receptor activity. Bases 1 to 1353 code for a protein of 450 amino acids. Gene Ontology annotation, biological process: protein phosphorylation; axon guidance. The transcript has 10 exons.